This is a messenger RNA of Phascolarctos cinereus (koala), 2006 nucleotides long. It is a transcript of the gene BOK, whose product is annotated as BCL2 family apoptosis regulator BOK. The record is from RefSeq and is a predicted model, not a curated record. Lineage: Eukaryota; Metazoa; Chordata; Mammalia; Diprotodontia; Phascolarctidae. Gene Ontology annotation, cellular component: mitochondrial outer membrane. Gene Ontology annotation, biological process: regulation of apoptotic process; intrinsic apoptotic signaling pathway in response to DNA damage; release of cytochrome c from mitochondria. Gene Ontology annotation, molecular function: BH domain binding.
UUAAGAGAGAGAAGAAAGGGGAGCCUGGUUUCUAACCGACUUCUUUGACUCCGCCUCCUAGUCAUUUCAUUUUCCUUAGAAGGCUCUUUCUCUCCCUGACACUGUCUGUCUAUCUGUCUGUCUGUCUGCCUGUCUUUCUGACUUUCUCCCUCAAAGAAAGUCUGUGUACAAGCCAGAAGGACGUGGGAUGGUUAAGAGACGCUAAGAGAGAGACACUGAGUCCCACAGGAGCCCAGGGAAACCCAGUCACCUAGCAAACUUCCCGCUGAACCUCCGCGGAGGGGGCAGAGAACUCUGAAUCGACAGAGAAGACGUGUGUAUGUGUUUGUGAGUGUGUGAACGGAAGGAGAUGAGGAGGAGCCCCUGAAACCAAGGUUUAUCUUUCAUCUUUGCACAGGGGAAAAAAAUGCAACUUGAGAGAUGGAGGUUCUGCGGCGCUCCUCGGUGUUUGCUGCGGAGGUGAUGGAAGUGUUUGACCGCUCCCCGACCGAUAAAGAGCUGGUGUCCCAGGCCAAAGCCCUGUGCCGGGAAUACAUCCACUCCCGGCUCAUCCGGGCCGGGCUGGUUUGGAGCAAGCCCGAGUACAAGGCGCCGACGCCCGGUGGGAAGCUGGCCGAGAUUUCCAGCAUCCUCCUCCGGCUGGGGGAUGAGUUGGAAUAUAUCCGGCCCAACGUCUACCGGAACAUCGCUCGACAGCUUAACAUCUCCGUGCAGUCAGAGACCGUGGUGACCGAUGCUUUCCUGGCCGUGGCCACUCAGAUCUUCGCAGCAGGAAUAACAUGGGGCAAAGUGGUCUCCCUCUAUGCGGUGGCAGCAGGGCUGGCGGUGGACUGUGUGAGGCAGGCCCAACCAGCCAUGGUCCACACCAUUGUGGACUGCCUGGGAGAGUUUGUUCGGAAGACACUGGUGACAUGGCUCAAGAGGCGAGGAGGAUGGGCAGACAUCAUGAAGUGUGUGGUGAACACUGACCCCAGCCUUCGAUCCCACUGGCUUGUGGCCGCCCUCUGCAGCUUCGGUCACUUCCUGAAGGCCAUCUUCUUUGUGCUGUUACCAGAGAGAUGAAUGCCCUGUGCCCGCUGGGCCUUGGGGCCGGGUCCCCUUCCCUGGCCAGAGCACAGCUGCCCCUGUGCAUCCUGGACUCUGGUGGGGAAGGAGCAGGGUAAAGUGUUUCUCUCUCUCCAGCUGGGAAUAAUUGGCCUGGUUCUAAAAUGCCUUUCACUUCAGGAACAGGUGGCUAUCCCCACCUGGGAGCAAGCCUUUGAAGGAUCUCAUUUCCCUCCCCAGCCAGGGUAUACGUCAGAGGGGGAUUCUGGGAAGCUGCUGGACCAGCUUCCCCGAUGCUUAGCGCUCAGCCACGUUCUCCAAGCUACAAAGGGACCGUCUCCUCUGUUCCACAAUCCUCUGGCUGGUCUCUUGUUUCUGCUCCUUCCUUCUCUUUUGAAAGCCACCCUCGGCUCCCCUUCCCAUCACCCCCAGGUGCUCAUCACCUCCCCUGGGAUUGCUUCAGCCUUGCCUCUGGGUUUCCUCUCCUCAGUCCCUCCUCCAAACAGGAGAUUAAAAAGCUUCCUAAGACCCGAGCUGAGUGUGGCAGCCCUCGCCCUCCCUCGGCUGGGAGGCUCCCCGUGGCCUCUGACAUAGCUCCUCAGCCUGGCUUUGGUUUUUACAGCACCCAGUGAACCUUCCCUUUGCAUAAGGAACAUCGGUUAGGAAAAAUGAAUUGACAUUAAAUUAGUGUCUGCUGUCUUACGCAGCCUAGGAAUGCAGGGAGGAGCAUUUCUUCAUCUCUUUCUUCUCCAGACACAGUGCACUCUAUACUACAGCCAAACUGGACUAUUUAGUCAUUCCCAUGAAUCUCCCACCUCUGUGCAUUUGCCCCCUUUCCGGAUCCUCCCCUUCUCCCUCAGUUGUUGCUGUUCUCAUUCUUUGUUGACUUUGUAUUUAUUUGUGUGUGUGUGUGUGGAAUCCUUUUAGUGGAAUGGAAGCUCCUUGAAGGCAAGGACUGUUUC